AUGGAUUUUGGAGCUGUGGCCGAUAAUCAAACCGACAUUGGUCCGGCUCUGAUGAAAGCAUUUGGAUGCGCUCAAAAGGCGAUAACAACGAGGGCUUCUGACACCGUUAUCCUUGUUCCUGCAGGAAACUACAAACUGGCAAGCAAGGUCGUUUUCGACAAGUCUAAAUUUAUCACCGUUACAGUUCUUGGCCAUCUCUACAUGCCUUAUGAUCCUAAGUGUUAUUCUGUGAACAGUUGCAAGACAACAUGGUAUUGUUCUCGCAUUGCAGCAACAUCAUUUUCCCCUAUCAGCUACGUCGCAAAACCGCUGAUCUUCGAACAUUGUGACUUUGCCUCCACAGCUCAGUUUGUACGACGCCCCGCUUUACCCAUCCGUAUCCAUGACUUCGAAAUCCACAGUGCCAACAUUGGGGCUACGGACGGAAUUGACGUUGCUGGUUCAGACAUAACACCUCCUUAUUCCAACCUCGGGAAACUAAAUUGUCGAAUGUCGUCAAUUGACCACUUUGUUAGAUAUGUGCACGAUGUCCUAGUGGAAAAUGGAGAUGAAUGUGUUACCGCCAAGAGUCCGAUUGUUGGACUGAAAGUCGAAAAUUUGCAGUGUAUCGGAGGUACCGGUUGUGGAAUUGGUAGCAUGGGAGCCAGUGCCAAAAAUUACCAAGUUGAAAAUCUCAACUACCGUAACGUGACUGUGAACAAUGCAGCAAAUGGAGUGAAUAUAUUUGUCAACUUUUCCACCUCGAGCGAAGUGAUUACCGACGUUGCUUAUCCGAUCAAGUUGGACUACACCUGGGGCGCAACCCUAAAACCUCAGUUUACAAGGCGAAACAAGCGCAGUGAAGAAAUUCAAUCAUGGUCUGAUAUCACUUUCAAUAACUUCGUCGGAACAGGUAGUAAAUAUAGGGCACCUGUUACACUCAAUUGCCCUACUCAUUCUCCCUGCAGUGGUCUCAAGUUCAAUAACGUACAGAUUACCGGAUCAACCAAAGCCUCCAUCAUUACAAAUGCAUGUGGAACAGUUGAUGCAAUCAGUCGCAAAACAAUCCCUAACUUAACAGCUUGCUGA
Molecule: messenger RNA, 1068 nt
Organism: Melampsora larici-populina 98AG31
Lineage: Eukaryota; Fungi; Basidiomycota; Pucciniomycetes; Pucciniales; Melampsoraceae
Product: family 28 glycoside hydrolase
Exons: 13
Coding region: 1-1068 (355 amino acids)
Biological process (GO): carbohydrate metabolic process
Molecular function (GO): polygalacturonase activity
Source: RefSeq, a predicted model, not a curated record